AAUGAUGCCAUUUUAUUAAUUUCACAUAACAUAAAAAUAUAUUAUUAAGCUUUGCAAAACAUGAUGCCAUUUUAUUAAUUUCACAUAACAUAAAAAUAUAUUAUUAAGCUUUGUAAAACAUUGAAAAGGAGCUUAAAUAAUUCUGACACAAUGCAUAUACCAUAAGAGUGGAUGCAUAUGCACAGUUACAGUGAUUGCAUGUACCCGUACUUAUAUAUUCGAGAAAAUCAAGAUUUUCAAAAUCUUUGAAUCGGAUAAUAAAAUAGUACCCUACAUUUGUUUUUGUUUUUGUUUAUAGAACAUUACAUGUUACUAGGGUUAAGGUUUCUCCGGAUAACAUAGUGCGCAUGAUACAAACACUCUUUACUCUUCAAGACCUUUUAAAAUGUGCCAUACAAACUUUUGAUUGAAACAAUCCAUUAUCUACUAUUUAAGGCAAUAUAUUAUUAUGAAAUCACUUGUUCAUCCCUAGGUAGUCAGACCAAAAUAAGACUGGACUAUCUUAUCUUUAUUAUCCAAACACCCAAUUUUAUAAUAAUAAGCAAAUCAGAAACACAUGAAUCUGAAAGUUUUAUUAUUUAGUAUUAUGAAAUUUGAACGGUACACUCAAUUGUUGUUAAAUCAAAUUUCAUUUGAUAUCUUUUUCUUAUCAAUCUUUAUGUAAUUUUCGACUUCCAUCAAAAUCCACUAUGCAUGAACACAUUAAAGGGUAAAGAUCAUCCAUCGUAGAACAAAGUACACAUCCAGCACCCAGUGGAAUACCAAAACAAAAAAUAAAUAAAGACAGCCAAAAAAGCAAAAGAAAAUUGAAUUAUCUAUUUUAAGAUCCUUUGCCCAUAACUCACACCAAAGAGACAUUUAUUUAAAAAAUAAAAACCAAGAGAGAAAGAGAGGAAAGUCACUAUGUCAGCAUCACGUGUAUGUCUCUCUCUCUCUCCUCCCAAACACAACUCUCUUCUUCUACUUCUUGUCUAAAUCUUGAACUCACAACUAAAAAACAUCUCCAAGAUUUGCUCUCAUGGCUUCCACCACUCUCUGCGACCUCCCUGACGUCAUCUUAUCCACCAUCUCCGCUCUCGUCACCGACUCACGAGCCCGCAACUCCCUCUCCCUCGUCUCCCACAAGUUCCUCGCCCUCGAGAGGUCCACCCGCUCCCACCUCACUCUCCGCGGCAACGCGCGUGACCUCCACCUCCUCCCCGGCUGCUUCCGAUCCAUCUCCCACCUCGAUCUCUCCUUCCUCUCCCCGUGGGGCCACUCCCUCCUCACCUCCCUCCCCGUCGAUCACCAGCCCCUCCUCGCUCUCCGCCUCCACCUCUGCUUCCCUUCCGUCGACGCCCUCACCGUCUACUCCCGCUCCCCGACCUCCCUCGAGCUUCUCCUCCCUCAGUGGCCGAGGAUUCGCCACGUCAAGCUCAUCCGUUGGCACCAGAGACCCUCUCAGAUCCCUCAGGGCGACGACUUCGUGCCCAUCUUCGAGCACUGUGGUCUCCUCGAGUCUUUGGAUCUCUCUGCUUUCUACCACUGGACGGAAGACUUGCCUCCCGUUCUCCAGCGUUAUGCUGACGUGGCGGCGAGGCUCACUCGCUUGGAUAUAUUAACGGCGUCGUUUAGUGAGGGAUACAAGUCGAGCGAGAUCGUUGAUAUUACUAAAGCUUGUCCUAAUCUUAGAGACUUCCGUGUUGCUUGCACGUUUGAUCCGAGAUACUUCGAGUUUGUCGGUGACGAGACUCUCUCCGCCGUGUCUGCCAACUGUCCUAAGCUAACACUCCUCCACAUGGUGGAUACAGCUUCGCUGGCAAGUCCUAGAGCGGUUCUAGGUGGUGAAGCCGGAGAUUCAGCUAUCACGGCGGCGACGCUGAUGGAGGUUUUCUCAGCUCUACCGCAUCUAGAGGAGCUUGUGCUUGACGUUGGUAAGAACGUGAAGCUUAGCGGUGUAGCUUUAGAGGCUUUAAACACCAAAUGCAAGAAGCUGAGAUCUUUGAAGCUAGGACAGUUCCAAGGGGUUUGCUCCGCCGCAGAUUGGCGGAAGUUUGACGGCGUGGCGUUAUGCGGAGGGUUGUUGUCGCUGUCUUUAAAAAACUCUGCCGAUUUGAGUGAUAUGGGUUUGGUGGCUAUAGGGAGAGGAUGUUGUAAGCUGAGUAAGUUUGAGAUUCAAGGGUGUGAGAAUGUGACAGUGAAAGGGCUUAGAACUAUGGUUUCACUGCUUAGGAAGACGUUAACUGAUGUUAGAAUCUCUUGCUGUAAGAAUCUAGAUGCAACAGCUUCUUUAAAGGCGGUUGAGCCUAUCUAUGAUAGGAUCAAGAAGCUGCAUAUUGAUUGUGUUUGGUCUGGUUCAGAGGAGGAAGGUGGAGAAAGGGUGGAAACAAGUGAGACUAAUGAUGAUAAUGAUGAUGGUGAUGAUGAUGAUUACGAGAGGAGUCAGAAGAGGUGCAAGUACUCAACAGAUGAUGUGAAUGGGUUCUCCUCUGAAGACAGAGUGUGGGAGAAACUUGAGUAUCUGUCUUUAUGGAUCAGUGCUGGUGAGUUUCUAACACCACUACCUAUGACAGGACUAGAUGACUGUCCUAACUUGGAAGAGAUCAGGAUCAAGAUAGAAGGAGACUGCAGAGAUAGACGCAGGCCUUCUGAGCCGGAGCUAGGACUAAGCUGUCUAGCUCUCUACCCAAAGCUCUCAAAGAUGCAGCUAGACUGCGGUGACACGAUCGGUUUCGCCUUGACCGCGCCGCCUAUGCAGAUGGAUCUGAGCUUGUGGGAGAGGUUCUUCUUGACUGGAAUUGGAAACUUGAGCUUGAGCGAGCUAGAUUAUUGGCCACCGCAGGAUAGAGAUGUUAACCAGAGGAGUCUUUCUCUUCCUGGUGCAGGUUUGUUGCAAGAGUGCUUAACUCUGAGGAAGCUUUUUAUUCAUGGAACGGCUCAUGAGCAUUUCAUGAACUUUUUGUUGAGGAUCCCAAACUUGAGAGAUGUGCAGCUUAGAGAAGACUAUUAUCCAGCUCCUGAGAAUGAUAUGAGCACUGAGAUGCGAGUUGGUUCUUGUAGUCGGUUUGAGGAUCAGUUGAACAGCCGCAUCAUCAUUGACUGAUACUAAACAGUGAGUUACUCCACACUAUAAUUAUAUUAACUUCAAGAACUAGUCAUUUGUUUUACUUUGAAUGUUAUGUAUGUUUUUGUAAAAGGAGAGAUAUGAUGUAUACAUUUGCAGUGAUUAAUAUUUUCAGAAAUGGUAUAUCCAUUUUUUUAUAUCGAAA
Messenger RNA from Brassica rapa (field mustard), 3248 nucleotides. RefSeq names its product F-box protein MAX2. Gene Ontology annotation, biological process: SCF-dependent proteasomal ubiquitin-dependent protein catabolic process. NCBI's taxonomy places the organism in Eukaryota, Viridiplantae, Streptophyta, Magnoliopsida, Brassicales, Brassicaceae. The record is from RefSeq and is a predicted model, not a curated record. Gene Ontology annotation, cellular component: SCF ubiquitin ligase complex; nucleus.